GCAAGACAAGUUUAAGAUCUUUUCAUUCUUUCUGUAUUGUUGGCUGCAUAAGCAAAAUGACAAGCUUAGGAAAGUUGGGGCAAUGGCCUUUACUUGUAACUGCUUUGGCAAUUUGCAUAGCAGCUAACACUGUUUUUGCUGAUUACUCUUAUGGGUAUACUUCUCCCUCACCUUCUUAUGCCUCUAAGAAGUAUUACAAAUCACCAUCUCCACCCAAGUAUCAUGUACCUACUCCUUACUAUAAGUCACCUGCUCCUUCGAAGUACUACAAAUCACCCGCUCCUACAAAAAACUACUACAAGUCACUCGUUCCUUCAAAGCAAUACUACAAGUCGCCAGCUCCCGCGAAAUACUACAAGUCGCCCGCUCCCGCGAAAUACUACAAGUCGCCCGCUCCCGCGAAAUACUACAAGUCGCCCGUUCCCGCGAAAUACUACAAGUCGCCGGCUCCUUCAAAGAACUACUACAAGUCGCCAUCGCCUGCGAAGUACUACAAAUCCCCAUCACCUGCAAAGUAUUACAAGUCACCAUCCCCAUCAAAAUAUUACAAAUCACCUGCUCCCUCUAAAUACUAUAAGUCACCGCCACCACCAAAAUAUUACAAGUCCCCAGUUUACUACAAGUCUCCACCACCACCAACUUAUUAUGAGAAAUCACCUUCGUAUUACAAGUCACCUCCACCCCCACCAAAAUACUAUGAGCAAUUACCAUCUUCUUACAAAUCUCCACCUCCACCAUACUAUAAAGAAUCUACACCUUCCUAUAAAUCUCCUCCACCUCCACUAAAAUACUACGAACCUAUAACUUACAACGUGCCAUCUCUACCAAAGACUUAUGAAAAAUCACCAUCUUAUUACUCACCUCCACCACCAACGAACUAUUACAAGCAAACUCCCACCUAUGCCUCACCUCCACCACCUGAGAAGUACGAGCAAUCCGCCACCUAUGCUUCACCUCCACCCCCAUCAGCAUCUCCUCCGCCAACCUACUACUAAUUUUAACUAUUCGAUCAUUUUCCUCCAUUUCCAUGAUUUUUAAUUCCUUUUUGUUCUCUUAUUUUUGGCAACUCCAUUUCCUCUGCCAAAAUUUGAUGUAUGCUUCCCGAAAUGAUCGGCUUUUACU
Nicotiana tabacum (common tobacco) is the source of this 1122-nucleotide messenger RNA. RefSeq lists its product as uncharacterized. NCBI's taxonomy places the organism in Eukaryota, Viridiplantae, Streptophyta, Magnoliopsida, Solanales, Solanaceae. The record is from RefSeq and is a predicted model, not a curated record.